UGAUGGAACGUAGAUCAAGAUCGAGCGUGAGGGAGGCGCUUCUUUUCUAUAUUGGAAUGGUGGGAAAUCAUUCAUUUACGGACCUUUCUGUGCGGCUUAGCCUACCUAGUACAAUGAUUGGCAGGUAUAACAAUCUUUCUAGACCGCUGAAGCAUUAAUCUGUUUCAGUCCAUAGCAAACUACCUAGCCGGACAAGAUUGGGUGCGACAGCAGGAAGACAAAGGAAGAAUGCCGAUCUCCUACAACUGCUUUGAUGAACAAGGGCGAGUCAUCCUCGAUGAUUUAACUCUAAAUGAUUACUUCUAUAAAUCUUUCGUCUUACAUUUGGGGUGCUCUCGAGUGUCAGUGGUUAUGUAUACCGAAGAGGGCACAAAGGGAAGUGAUGAUCGGGAUCUGGCGGAUCUGGAGCAUGUAAUUUCACGUCCUACGAGUUUACAGAAAGACCGUCUCUGGCAAAUUUAUGAGAGCAUUCACUUGUUGUUCGGACGCAACACAUGGCGAUGCUUCCAUUAUCCCGAAAGCUGUCCUGGAUAUCCAGGUUUUGCUAGCUAUGGGAGAGUGGUGGGUGAUUUAGAAGAGUGGACCUUAGAGUGGACCGGAGAUUCGGAGCGAAGCAGUUCUCGGCAUUUUAAGUUUGUUGCAUCUCGUCAUUUUCUCCGCGUUUACUCGAACUUUUUUUCAAGCAAAACGACAUCCGUACAUUGGUCAUUAUCUCCAAAUCAGAUCUACUCCUUUUCGGUCUUUCCUAGUGAUCGAAAGAACUAUCAAAGGCUUGCAUUUUCCUGGUUUGCGCAAGCACUACUGAGAGAGCAGGGGCCGUAUCCAAUCCUAGACUUGAGAGAAGGUUAAUGCAAAUGUUAUCAGGAUGUUAUUUUCGGCUGAUUCAUGGGAUCUAGACGUGACUUUCUACCUUCGUAUCCAACCAAACAUAAAUUCCUUACCGAACCGUGGCCUGGAUGCCCUCUCCGUAUCGGUGAUAUUCAAUGCCCCUCUCAUAACUUCACGAUCACCUCCCGAGAUGUCAUUGCCU
Molecule: messenger RNA, 1030 nt
Organism: Desarmillaria tabescens
Lineage: Eukaryota; Fungi; Basidiomycota; Agaricomycetes; Agaricales; Physalacriaceae
Exons: 2
Coding region: 229-849 (206 amino acids)
Source: RefSeq, a predicted model, not a curated record